This is a messenger RNA of Nicotiana tabacum (common tobacco), 339 nucleotides long. NCBI's taxonomy places the organism in Eukaryota, Viridiplantae, Streptophyta, Magnoliopsida, Solanales, Solanaceae. The record is from RefSeq and is a predicted model, not a curated record.
AUGAGCAUGAUGAGUGAGCUUACGUUCUUCCUUGGGCUACAAAUUCAACAAUCCGAAGAAGAAACUUUUAUAUGUCAGACCAAAUAUUCAAAAGAGCUGAUUCAAAAAUUUGGUAUGAACAAUGCAAAAUCAAUUGGCACUCCAAUGAGCCCCGCUACAAAUAUAGACAAAGAUGAACAGGGCACCCCUGUUGAUGAAACCAAAUAUAGGGGAAUGAUUGGAUCACUGCUAUAUCUAACAGCAAGUCAACCAGAUAUUAUGUUCAGUGUAUGUAAAUGUGCCAGGUUUCAGUCAGCUCCCAAGGAGUCACAUUUGACUGCUGUAAAGAGAAUCAUUUGA